Molecule: messenger RNA, 660 nt
Organism: Pseudonaja textilis
Lineage: Eukaryota; Metazoa; Chordata; Lepidosauria; Squamata; Elapidae
Source: RefSeq, a predicted model, not a curated record
CCAUGCAGCUGAACAAAAGGUUCGUCCUGCGCUUUCUCCAGGCUCAUGGGAAGCUGUUUACCAGGAUUGGGAUGGAGACCUUCCCGGCUGUGGCAGCCGAAGUCCUGGCCGCCUUCCAGGCCCUGCUGGAGCACAGCCCCCCCCCCAUCGGAAGCAGCCGCCUCCUCCAGCUCACGGCCAUCAACAUGUUUGCCGUCCACAACUCCCAGCCCAAAGAGUGCCUGUCGGAGGACUGCCGCUCGGUCAUCCAGGAGCAGGCCUGCGCCCUGGGCCUCGCCAUGUUCGCCACCCUGGUCAAGCGCUGCACCCGCCUCCUGCAGGACGUCUCCCUAGUGGCUCAAGGCCAGGGGGACCCCGAGGACGACGACAUCAAGGUCUCCGCCUUCCCGCCGGACCUGAAGGAGCUGCUGCCCAGCAUCAAAGUCUGGUCGGAUUGGAUGCUGGGACACCCGGAGGCCUGGAACCCGCCGCCCAGCGCCCUGGAGCUGCCCCCGCCGUACGUCCGUCGGGGGCCUCACACGCAGGCCACACCCCCACCCCCACCCCCACCCGUGCAUGCCCUGUGGGUGGAGGGGGGGCGCGAGGCCAGAGCGUCCAGUGGGGGGGAUCAGCUGGACCAGCGAGGGGAUUCGAGGCACGGCACCCCCAGCCCUUCCCCGG